Messenger RNA from Nasonia vitripennis (jewel wasp), 4423 nucleotides. RefSeq names its product neuronal membrane glycoprotein M6-a (gene M6). The record is from RefSeq and is a predicted model, not a curated record. Lineage: Eukaryota; Metazoa; Arthropoda; Insecta; Hymenoptera; Pteromalidae. Gene Ontology annotation, cellular component: plasma membrane. The transcript is spliced from 4 exons. Gene Ontology annotation, biological process: neuron projection development. The coding region runs from base 610 to 1527 and encodes 305 amino acids.
GGACGAGUCAUGAACACACAGCCAUUCAGGAAGUAGUUAGUUGAGGAAAGAGUACCGCUUAGUGCAGUGCUAAAAUAGAGAUCAAUCCAAAGUUUUAUUAAAUCAGAUAUACAGUUCAGUAGUCAUCAAGUAUCCCCGCUUGUGAUAUUACAAAGCAUUUCCACUUACAGUCUUCAUGUGUAUUCAAGUGUGAUCCAACCUUAACCACCUGUAGACCAGUGUUACUUAUCUUGCAUUUUAAUGGCACGCCUUCAAAUGCCACAUCAAUGAUUUUUGCUGUGUGACUAUGAUGUGAAUGUUAAUAACUUGUCAAAUUGACAAUGAGUGAAAUUAGAAUAAAUUAAUUCGAGAGUGAAGAGUACUAAAAGCUACCAGGAGAGCAGAACUGGAGAGGAGUGUGAACACAAGUGUCUGAGCAGAUGAUCCAUUGAAAGAUAACGUGUAAUCUUAUCAAACUUUCCUGGAAAUAAGCCUAUAGUAUAGUAUUAGUCAGCACUGGAGCUCCUUACUUAUUGACAGUCCAGUUACUCGUGUAGUCUCAGCCUGGCAAUACCUUCUUCAUUCUAGCUUGUGAAUGAAUGACUUUAUUGUUGUAGUAAAAUUACUAUAAUGGGCAAGAGAUCUAAUCGUUCAAGUGCUGGCGCAAUGCCUCUAAGACGAAAAUAUGCAAGUGCCAUCAGUGUUGAUAGAUUUUCGGAAUACAGUUUACAUGCUGAUUAUCUAAAUGAUGAUGAAUCCAGUAACUUUUGCAACGACUGCAUGGCGCGCGUCCCGUACGCGACGCUGAUAGCGACGAUAAUGUGCUGUCUGGGCGUGGGUGUGUUCUGCGGCACGAUGUACCGAGGAGCAACCCUCAGCGUCCUGAUGAUGGACCAGGUCUUCCGUCUGCGACUCGGCUGGCUUGAGGCGGUACAACUGAUCUUCGCGACGAUCGGCGCCAGCAUGUCAGCUCUCGGCUUCAUGAUCCUCUGCGUCGGAUGCCUCGCCACUGGGGCCACCCGUACCAAGGUCUAUCGCGCCUGGAGGACUCGCGUUGGAGGUCGAAUCUCCUGUGCUGUCUUUAUGACCAUCACCUACAUCCUGCAGCUGUUUUGGCUCUUGAUCUUUGCUUUCCUGGUCGUGACCACCUUCAUCUUCACCAUGUUCUGGUUACUCUGCAGUAACCCGCGGGUCACGGAACUAAAUCAGUGCAUCGAUCUCACUCAAUUCAGCUUCAUGUUCCCGAACAAUACGAAGGUCGAUGAAAUGCAGAUCUGCGGCGCGCAGGAGGUUAAGCUCUUCUGCAAAGACUACGUCGAGAAAGCCGAGAUAAUGUUCGUUCUGGCAACGAUCGCGACAAUUCUCGUGAUCCUGAGCUUGGUACACUAUCUGAUGUGUCUGUCAGCCAACUACGCGCAUAUUCGCGACCACGAGAAGUUCCAGGAACUCCAAGAGUUGCAGUACCUCCAAGACCCCGGUGAUCCGGAUUCUCCCCAGCCUGGAAUGGGCACGCUCGGCUCCCACCACCGCGGCAAGGACAGGUUCUAGGAUACGGCCCGCGAGAUCUUCGCUAUGAAUCCCCUGUAAGAGCAUCAGCAUCCAUCAUCAAACCAAUUUUCGACGCUCGCGUUCUCCAAGAGCCGAUGAGUCGACGAUUGCGGACCUGAGCAACUCUGAGCAGCACUUCAUUCUUCCGUUACCCUCGCUUCCGUACUGCACCACAAACUCUCUUUUGAUAUCUUUGAUAUUAUUUACCAGGAGAGAAAGAAAACAAGAGGUAACGUCAAUUCGCACACAUGACUUUCAUUUCGACCCGUUUAAAGUUCGAUGCCACCUCGUGUACAAAAGAUGAAAGAAGCAAAAGCAAAACGACAAAAGUAUUAUUAACGAAUAACGCUCAGGCAUGCCCACGUCCGCUUACGGGGAGAGUUAACUCGCCACUUGGCGAUCGAUCGAUCUAAUUAUGGCACUAUUAUUAUUGUAUUUCUCAUUGGGGGUCCGAGGAGCGGCGCUUGAUCGCGCAUUUCUCCUUAUGGCUCCCCGUCGACGGUCACUAAUUGUCGCAGUGCUUGUUAACCGACCGGAGGAUCUUGCGGGAACACUCUAUGCCGUCCAUUAAUCCGCGACUCUUUUAGAUGUCUAUAGCACUAUUAUUGUGUUUCGGGCGUCGAUUUACAUUAGAAUUUAAGAAGAUAUGAAAUACAAAGGGCCCUUUCGCUUCGAUUGAGUAAACCCUCUUCUCGCCAAAAGGCAUGUGGGAGCUAAAGCUAUUUCGUAUUUCAAAUGCCGAAAAAAAACGUAAAAGCCUAAUAAAUUAAAGUUAAUAUUGAUGGAAAUUCAAAUAAUAUAAUUUUCCAUUAUGCGCUUUAUUUUAAAAGUUUCAAGGACCAGAAAAAUAGUGUUUUUAGCUCCCACAUUCCCUUACGUGUCUCCGAGACAGCUAUUACCUUCCAUUUUUCUCGAGCGCACUAUUCAUUUCGUCACAACCUGCGAUCGCGCUUUGCGCUGUACAAUUCCAUAUAAUGUGUAUCGUUGAUAAAAAAAAAGACUAUGAAUGAAAGUAAAAGAGGAAGGCAACACGUAAGUUUUGCUCGUUUCACUCAAACGAUAACAAAGGGCUUUUGCGUCUCCUGAGACGGGUGAUGAAAGUCAAUUGCUCGCCAACUGAGUACAGGCUCUAUAGAAAAUGAAUUUCUCUCGAGCAUUGUCCGGUGUGAUUUACUAACAGCGCGCACUUUUGAAAAUGUUUUCUUAAAAUCUAUAAUUUUUAAUCAACAGUUGACAGACAAAUUAAAUUAGUACAAAAUUGUUGUUUUGUAAAUAAAAGGGAUGCCGUGUAGGAAACUUAUUUUUUAUACGAUCCUAACUUGGUUGGUCUCGUUUGAUUUUCUGAUCGACUCAGCGAGGCCGAUGAACUUUGAAAUUUUGAAAAGUCGACUAAAUGCAAAAUUAUUACAAAAUAAAAACAACAAUGAAACUUGAAAGACUUACCAUUGAUGCAUCAAUUAGAAUCAUUUAAAAUGUAUACCAAAUCAGUCGUUUUGAUAUAAAGUUUACGAACAACAUUCUCAUCGAUAUCGACUGUUGCAUAGGCAAAAAAGCAAAUCAAAAGUGAGAUGGAUUUUUCAAGAUUUCCAAGUCUGAAGUUUUCGUGUCUAUUGUAAUUGCAUAUAUUUAAUUCACUCAAAGUUCAUUGUAUCGCCUAAAAAGUAUAAUGCAAUGGCGUUUAUUUACAUUAUAAGGCGAAUGUUGCACAGAUUCAAGAUUAUUCUUGUUGUUCGAUGACAGGUUGUUUUCUUCGUCGUCCAACGAAUUUUCGCUGUAUUCGAGUAUAAUUUUUGUUUCGUUUCGAAUAUAUCGCUGCACUAUUAUUGUGCACAACCACAAGAAGAAAAACAAGAGAGUGCACAAAGAGCAAAGAGAAAGAAAUAUAUGAUAUAAGUAUAUAAGCGUUGACUGCACAAAAACGUGAUUUCUGUGUUCAGUAUUAAUUGUAAGUGUAAAAUCCAGUGGCGCCGAUGGAUCUUGCGACGGAACAUUCCAAGCAUCAGUUCGAUUUUUAUUUUUCUACGAGUUUGAGAUUUAUACGAUUGUCGAAGCGGCGACUCAUAUAGAAUAUAAUUUAUGAUUAUGAAAAAAAACCUUGUGGUCUAUUCGAUCGUAAUCGAGAUUUUUUCGAAUAUUUUGUAUCUAUACUUUGUACUGGGUAAUUUGUUAAGUCUAUACAAAACUUUGUGUACUGUUCUGUAUAUUGUAUCUCUCCAAGAGAAACUCGACUGAAUUUUUCUGAGCGUUUAAUUGUUCAACAAAACACAUGUUUUCCAAGCGUAUCUUUUUCUGUUUUCACUUUUGUAAAGAUGAAAUUAAAUUUUUUUAAAUAAUUUUUUUCUUUGAUUUUUAGUAAGUUUAGUUCGGAGGUUUAACGAUCCUUCAACUAUCUUUAAAACUUACUUUCACGAAUCUCAAAUGCAAAAUUCUAUUAGUUUAGAAUUUAUGUUGAGUAAUUUAUGGUAUUUACCUUUACCUUUUGACAAUAUCGAUUUUUUCCUUCGCACAAAAUUCUGCAAAUGUGCCAAAUUAAAAAAAGAUGUCAACGCCUAAAGAAAAGAGUAACAAUGCAGAUGUGACACGCUCAAAAUAAGUUGUAACGCAACGGUCUAAUCUGAGAUAUGCUAAUUAAAAGAAGUAUAAUGAAUCAAAAUUACGGUUAUAAGUACAGCGCGACAUAUCGACUUGAAUUAGUAUUAUGAAAUUAUUAAUAAUAUAUGAAUAUAUUAUAUAUUAACUUAAAGAAUUCUCUCUAUUGCUUUGUUAGAGAGGUAUGAGGUUUUAUCGGUUUCAAUGGACCGUUUGUCAAAAUAAAUUUGUUACUUGGGUUGCAAGUAUUAUAGCAAAUGUAAAUUAGCGUUGAUGGAAAAAUAAUAAAAGAAAAUUUAUCUCAAAA